Molecule: messenger RNA, 3129 nt
Organism: Anoplopoma fimbria (sablefish)
Lineage: Eukaryota; Metazoa; Chordata; Actinopteri; Perciformes; Anoplopomatidae
Gene: ptpn9a
Product: protein tyrosine phosphatase non-receptor type 9a
Exons: 13
Coding region: 239-1951 (570 amino acids)
Biological process (GO): protein dephosphorylation
Molecular function (GO): protein tyrosine phosphatase activity
Source: RefSeq, a predicted model, not a curated record
GUGAGGUUCAAGCAAAUCGUGUGUUUUUGCAGUGUUUUCCUAGAAAGGGGGGGUUGAAAAAGAAAAACACUCUGCUCCCAUUGCAACGAUUCAGAUGCCUUCUGCUUUGAGCCAGAGGGACAACCCCUAAACCCCCGUUUAUACACGAGGGACAGACACGCAGACAUCUCCGUCAUCUCCCACUUCAUGAAAAAAGGACGCGUCUCGGUGAAGGUGACCAGAGAACCGACGCGGGAUCAUGGCAGCUACUUUGUCGGCGGAGGAAGAACAGGCCACCAGGCAGUUUCUGGAGGAAAUCAACAAGUGGACCAGUCAGCAUGGAGUGUCGCCGCUGUCCAGGGAAUUGGCCGUCAAGUUCCUCAUGGCUCGCAAGUUUGACGUCCUCCGAGCCAUCGAGCUAUUCCACAGCUACAGGGAAACGCGUCUUAAAGAAGGAAUCGUCAGACUUCAGCCUCAGGAAGAACCUCUGCGCUCUGAGCUGCUCAGCGGAAAAUUCACCGUGUUGAGUGUACGGGAUCCUUCGGGGGCCUCCAUCGCCUUGUACACGGCCAAACUGCACCACCCCAACAAGACAGGCAACCAUGUGGUGCUUCAGGCCCUCUUCUACCUCCUGGAUCGGGCCGUGGAAAGCUUUGAGACCCAAAGGAAUGGCUUGGUGUUCAUCUACGACAUGGCGGGCUCCAACUACACAAACUUUGAGCUGGACCUGAGCAAGAAGAUACUCAACCUGCUUAAGGGGGCGUUCCCCGCCAGGCUGAAGAAGGUGCUGAUUGUCGGGGCCCCUGUUUGGUUCCGAGUGCCCUACAAUCUGCUCAGCCUGCUCCUCAAGGAGAAACUGAGGGAGAGGGUUCAGAUGGUGAAAAUGGCCGAGCUGCGCCAACACCUCCCCAGAGACUGUCUCCCCCAGCACCUCGGCGGCCUGCUGCCUCUGGAGUCGUACAGCUGGAACCAGCAGCUGCUGGCGGGCCAGAACGGCCGGGUAGACCCGGUGGACGAGCUGGUGGGCAUUCCCGUGGAAGACGCCUCCAUUCACGUCCCGGGACCCGAGUCCAUGCGCCCGCAGGAGCUGCUGACUCACCUCGGCAGGCUUCAGCGCUCGGGCAUCCAUCAGGAGUACGAGGAGCUCCGUAAAGAGCCGCUGCCUGGAACCUUCCACUGUGCACAAUUAGCUUACAACCAGGAGAGGAAUCGCUAUGGAGACGUGCUGUGCCUUGAUCAAACAAGAGUUCGUUUGAAACCCAGAAGGAACGAGAGAUCCGACUACAUCAAUGCAAGCUUCAUGGACGGCUACAAACAGAGGAAUGCAUACAUUGGUACUCAAGGACCACUGGAAAAAACCUACGGGGACUUCUGGAGAAUGGUCUGGGAACAAAACAUGCUUGUUAUUGUCAUGACAACCAGGACAGACGAGGGCAGUCGGAGGAAGUGUGGACAGUAUUGGCCUCUGGAGGAAGGGGGGCAGGAGGUCUAUGGUCACAUGGCAGUGGUCAACCAAAGGGUGGACCACCACACCCACUACAACCACACCACCCUCGAACUGCACAACACUGAGACUUGUGAACAGAGACAAGUGAGUCAUUUCCAGUACCUCAGCUGGCCUGACUACGGCGUUCCCACCUCGGCAGUGACUCUCAUCGACUUCCUGGGAGCUGUGAAGAGACAACAGAGGAAAAUGGUGAAGGCUUUGGGACUCCAGUGGGCGGGCCACCCACAGGGACCCCCGAUGGUGGUGCACUGCAGUGCAGGGAUUGGGAGAACAGGUACCUUCUGUGCGCUGGACAUCUGUCUGUCCCAGUUACAGGACGUCGGCUCACUAAAUGUUUGCCAGACUGUGCGACGCAUGAGAACACAGAGGGCCUUCAGCAUUCAAACCCCGGACCAGUACUACUUCUGCUACAAUGCCAUUUUGGAGCAUGCCCAAAGGCAGGGCCUGCUCCCGGCCAAUCAGUGAGCUUCAGCCCCGACUUCCCCCAAUUAAUCCACGAGCCCUGAGAUUUCUGCAGUCAAUCUGUUAACCCCAAACUGUGUUGUGUGACCAAUUUGUGAGACCGGGACCGGGUCUUUUGAAACUAGGGCCGUUCUUCAUUGGCAGGUCGACCAAGAUAAGACAAGACGGUGACAAGAAAAAGGCUUGAGAGGUGACAUCAUGAUGUUUCAGUGUGAUAACAUUCUCGCUUCCAACAAUGUGACAUUUUGUUUGUGCCGAACAUAUCUCAGACAGUACGUGGUGACGUGAACAAACUGCUCCUGUGCUGUGCAGGUUUGUGGUCUGUGGUCGGGCACAUUGGGUGCAGUGAUCGAGGUAAUGUUCAUUAACCUUUUUGUAUAUUUAUUUACCACUUCAAACCAACGGUUUAGGGGACCUUAAAGGAGUAGUUCACCCCAAAAUAAAAAUGUAAUCAUUAUCCACUCAUGCCAUAUUGAUUUUAAUUCCACUAAACUUUGUAUGACUGCAAAUAAAUAUGACUUUGAAUUGCAUUUCAGUCAAAGUCAGUCAGGUUAACAUGGCAAUUGUGCACCAAAAAGGUUACUUUUCUCCUCACAGCUGCUGGGGUUUAUAUUUUAAUUUUUUUUAAUAGUCAAAUAAAUGCCCCAUAGGCAUAAUUACUGAACACAGACAAUAUCUUGAUCAGAUGCAUGAAGUAAGCACAAAAACAUAAUAUAACAGUUUUGAAAAGAUCUGAGAUGGAACCACAGUAGCUAUCUUAUCGGUUUUUUUUCUAAUAUAAAUAUACAAAUUGUAUUUAUUGCAAUCAUAAGUAACAUAGACGAAAGUACGACUGUUUUCAUUUUGGGGUGAAAUGAGCCUUUAACUAUGUAAACCCAUUUUUUAAAUUCCAAAUAGGGAGCUUGAUCUCAACUGUCAUGCGACAAUAAUGGAUUUUAAGUGAGCUUAAUAGUUUUUACACCUCCUGUGUCCAGGAAUUAUUGAGUAGUGCAUUUUAAGCACAUGGUUAAUGUCACGUAGAUGGUACGAGCUAGUCUCAGGAGUGUCAUACUGAACACGAGGAGGGGAAACUGCUCAAAACAGUUUAGUCAGAAAGUCUUUUGUCAAGAAGUUGUUGUUAUUCCUUUUGAAGUUGCAUGAUGCAUUCUCCUCUGCCUUAGAAAAAAAAAAAAGAAAAAAAA